AUGGCAGACGCCUGGGAUAAACCACACUUUGCAGCCAGGCGGUAUCAAGAGACUACAAGAGGGUCUGCAUUUGCUUAUACAAACAGCAACAAUACCAGAGAUCCUUUUGAAGGUCCUAAUUACCAUAUCGCCCCUCGAUGGGUUUACAAUGUUUCAACAUGUUGGAUGUUAUUUGUGGUCGUUGCAUCAGUAUUCACAAAUGGACUCGUCUUGGUGGCGACAGCAAAAUUUAAGAAACUGCGUCACCCUCUCAAUUGGAUUCUGGUCAAUCUUGCCAUUGCUGAUCUUGGAGAAACAGUUUUUGCCAGCACUAUCAGCGUUUGCAACCAGUUUUUUGGCUAUUUUAUUCUGGGACACCCAAUGUGCAUAUUUGAGGGUUUCACUGUCUCGACUUGUGGUAUCACUGCUCUUUGGUCCCUGACUAUUAUAUCUUGGGAGAGAUGGAUAGUUGUGUGCAAACCAUUUGGAAAUGUUAAAUUUGAUGGCAAAUGGGCUACAGGUGGAAUUGUGUUUUCCUGGGUCUGGUCAGCCGUAUGGUGUGCGCCCCCAAUCUUUGGAUGGAGUAGGUACUGGCCUCACGGAUUAAAAACAUCCUGCGGCCCUGAUGUAUUCAGUGGAAGUGAAGACCCUGGUGUUCAGUCCUAUAUGGUUGUUCUUAUGAUUACUUGUUGCUUGAUUCCACUGGCCAUCAUUAUAUUGUGCUACUUUGCAGUGUGGUGGGCCAUCCGAACUGUUGCCAUGCAGCAGAAGGAAUCUGAGUCCACACAGAAAGCAGAGAGAGAAGUAUCCAGGAUGGUGGUCGUCAUGAUCCUUGCAUACAUUUUUUGCUGGGGACCAUACACAUUUUUUGCCUGCUUUGCCGCAGCAAAUCCCGGAUAUGCUUUCCAUCCUCUUGCUGCAGCAAUGCCGGCAUAUUUCGCCAAAAGUGCAACUAUCUACAACCCAAUCAUCUACGUUUUUAUGAAUCGACAGUUCCGGACAUGCAUCAUGCAGCUCUUUGGCAAACAAGUAGAUGAUGGCUCAGAAGUAUCUACGUCAAAGACAGAAGUCUCCUCUGUGGCUCCUGCAUAA
Molecule: messenger RNA, 1071 nt
Organism: Nerophis lumbriciformis (worm pipefish)
Lineage: Eukaryota; Metazoa; Chordata; Actinopteri; Syngnathiformes; Syngnathidae
Source: RefSeq, a predicted model, not a curated record